Messenger RNA from Amphimedon queenslandica, 713 nucleotides. RefSeq lists its product as uncharacterized. Bases 45 to 620 code for a protein of 191 amino acids. The record is from RefSeq and is a predicted model, not a curated record. The transcript has 8 exons. NCBI's taxonomy places the organism in Eukaryota, Metazoa, Porifera, Demospongiae, Haplosclerida, Niphatidae.
UUGCUACCAAUCAACAGUUCAAUGUGAAGGUGUCACUAUUAAUAAUGACUAACAAUGGAGACAUAGAGACACUGCAAGAAGAACUUAAACAACAAACAGAUACUAGAGAUGAAUUGAAAAGGAACAUAUCAGAACUUGAGCAGCAAAUAGAACUGACUGGAACAGAGAAGGAUAAAGCAAUCAAUGGUAGUGUGUGGUACAGGAGGUACUUGUAUCAGAAGUCACAAAUUAACGGAAUAAAUAAAGAAAUAAACAAAAUAAAACAACAAGACACAGCAUUGAAAAGAACCAAUGGAUCUACUGAUGAUAUAUUGAGUGAUGAGUUACAACAAAUUCAACAAAACAGACAAAUAGAAAUAGACUUGAGACAGACCCUACAGAGACUGGUACAUGACAGGACAUUACUGGAAUGGGAACUGUACACUGAGGAAUGGAGACUCAAUAAAGAAUCUAAAGAUCUACAAAAGACUAACGACAUCAUAACAGAAACUGUUACUAGACUGAAUGAUACAUCAAUAAGACUCAGUGUAACUCCGCCCACUCCUCAUUUAUCAAUUAAAGAUAAUGAAAGAAUAAGAACUAAUGAAAAAGUUGAAGAAAUGAAAAGUGACAAUAACUAGUUAAUUAACUAUUAAUUAACUAUUAAUUGAUUAUUAAUUAAUGACGUAUACCCAUGGCUUGUUCCAAUUGAUGUCUCUGCUGAGCAAUCUACA